Molecule: messenger RNA, 2985 nt
Organism: Ilex paraguariensis (yerba mate)
Lineage: Eukaryota; Viridiplantae; Streptophyta; Magnoliopsida; Aquifoliales; Aquifoliaceae
Source: the annotation of a GenBank genome assembly
AUGAACAUGUCCUCAAAUUCAAUAGAGCAAUUUGAUAUUGGUGGUUUUCCUAAUGAGUAUAGCCCUUCAAUGGAUUUUGGCAGUGUGGCUGGAGAGAACAUAAUUGCAACACAAACUCAUGUGCAUGGAGCAGAAGAUUGGUGGGAAUCAGGGGAGAUCAAUUCAUUUUGGUCCGAACUUGGGUUCUCUCAAGACAACAAAACCGAGGAAGAACUUUUGCUGUCUGAAUAUCAACGAGAACACCAGGUACAAUUGUUGUCUAAUUUUGGUAGUUUGGAUGAUUUAUAUGUAGAUAUUGUCUCUCCACCAUUCCAAUCGUGUGAUGAAGAAAUUUCUGAGCUUCUCAGUAUCCCAUCUCAAAAUUCGGAGGUUCUUGAACCUGAGCAAGAAAAGUCGAUCAUAUAUUCUUCACCAUCAUUUAAGGUUCUUAAUAGCUACGGAAGCGGGUUUAGCCGGUUGAAUGCAGAAAAGAUAAAGGUGCCAAAUUACAAGAUAACGUGCACUGACGUGAGUAGCCGAAAAUUAUCAACUAAUUCAAUUAUAAAGUUAGCUGCAGAAAAGUUCAUCCAAUCUUGUUCCCAAACAAUUGAUGAACUCUCUAUGCUUAGCCAUCCAUAUGCCAGUUCAGUUCUAGGUCUUUCUGAUGGGGAGGUUAAAGAUGUGGAACUCGUCCACUGUCUUCUAGCUUCAACUGAGAAAGUAAGCCAACAACAAUUUGAUCGUGCAAGUAAGCUUCUUGACCAGCAUUAUGACUCAUUUUCCAAUAGGGAAAAUCCUAUCCAGAGAAUAGUACACUGUUUUUCUGAAGCUCUUCGAGAGAAGAUUGAUCGAGAAACAGUAGGAGUCACAUCAAAGGGUUUGGGAAAGAAACAAAAAAGCGAUGUUGUAGAGAUAAUUAAGAGCCCAGACACCACUGUUAUUUCAUUUUAUCAAAAUGUGCCCUUCAUCCAGAUUUGCCAAUUCAGUGGAAUACAAGCAAUAAUAGACAAUGUAGGAGGGGCUAAAAAGGUCCACAUCAUUGACCUUGAGAUGAGGGGUGGAUCGCAAUGUACGAUUUUGAUGCAAGCUCUUGCUGCUCGAGAUGAAUGUCCCCUUGAGCGUCUCAAGAUAACUGCUAUUGGAACUGGAUCAAAACUAAAAAUUGAGCAAACAGGUAAGCAAUUGAUGAGUUUUGCUCGGUCCCUGAACUUACCAUUCUCUUUUAAUAUAGUCAUGGUAGCAGACAUGCUGAAUCUUAACGAGGGCCUCUUUGAGCUAGAUGCUGAGGAAGCAGUUGCUGUUUACUCCCCGUAUGUAUUAAAUACCAUGAUUCAACGGCCAGAUCGGAUGGAGUGUUUAAUGAGAGUGAUGAGAAACAUUAAUCCUUGUGUAAUGGUUGUCAUUGAAAUUGAGGCAAACCAUAAUUCACCAGUUUUUGUUACCCGUUUCAUCGAAGCUCUUUUCUUCUAUGGUGCACUUUUUGAUUCUUUAGAAGUUUGUAUGUUUCAUGAUGAGCAAAACAGAAUGAUGUUACAAUCAGCAUAUUUUGGUCAGGUCAUACGUAACAUUGUGGCAACUGAGAGUGAGGAGAGGACAAUUCAACACGUGAAUAUUAAUGUUUGGAAGGCAUUUUUUGCCAGGUUUGGAAUGGUGGAGGUAGAUCUGAGCCUGUCAUCCUUGUAUCAAGCAGAUCUGUUACUUAGGAAUGUUGCUUGUGGCAGUUCUUGCACACUUAACAUUGAUGGGAAAAGCCUAAUGAUUGGGUGGAAGGGAACACCAUUGUAUUCUCUUUCUACACAUGGUUAUGAAAUAAACCUUCUGAUUUCUUCAGAAGCCACUGCCAUCCUUUUAUCUUCAGAGAUCCGAGAUGGGUCUAUUGAACUCUCAUCCUUCAAACAAUGGCUGGGUGGUUUUGUUCUUGAGGUGAUGAGCAAAAUGUUUGCGAUACAGCAAUUUGAAUGUGGUGUUCUUGAGAAGUACAACUCUUCAGAGGAUUUUGGCAGUGUGUCGCGUGAUGAAGAAAUUUCAAAGCUAGAAAGCAGCCAAUCUCAAAAUUUGGAGGAUCUCGAAACUAAGAGAGAAAAUUCAAUCGUACUUCCAUCACAGUCAGUGAAGAUACUUAGACUGUUGAAUGGAGAAAAGAUGAAGGUGCCAAAUUACGGUACAGCAUACACGAAUGUGAUUGGCUGCAAAUUAUCAACUGAUGCAAUUUUACGUUAUAAGCCUUCUGAUGAGGAGGUUAAAGACGUGGGACUAGUCCAGAAUCUUCUAGCUUCAGCCGAGAAAGUAGGCCAGCAACAGUUUGAUCAUGCAAGCAAGCGCCUCAACAGGAAACAAUCAUUAAAUCAUAAAGAGGCAGUGAUGAGCCCAGACACCAGUCUCAUUUCGUUUUACCAAAAGGUACCCUUCAUUCAGGUCAGUCAAGUCAGUGGAGUGCAAACGAUAAUUGAGAAUGUGGGAGAGGCGAAAAAGGUCCAUAUAAUUGACCUUGAGAUUAGGGGUGGGAUACAAUGUACAAUUUUGAUGCAAGCUCUUGUAGCUCAAAGUGACUUUCCCCUUGAGCAUCUCAAGAUAACUGCUAUUGGAACCAUAUCAAAACCAAAAAUUAAGGAGACUGGUAAGCGAUUGAUGAGUUUUGCCCAGUCCAUGAACUUACCAUUCUCUUUUAAUGUAGUCAUGGUAGCAGACAUGCUAGAUCUCAAUGAAGACCUCUUUAAUUUGGAUGCUGAGGAAGUAGUUGCUGUCUACUCACCAUAUGUACUAAAUGGCAUGAUUCAAAAGCCAGAUAGGUUGGAGUGUUCGAUGAAAGUGAUGAGAAACAUUAAUCCUCGUGUGAUGGUUGUCAUUGAAGUUGAGGCAAACAUUAAUUCACCACACUCUUUGUUCACCGUUUCCUGGAAGCUCUUUUAUUCUAUGGAGCAUUUUUCGAUUCUCUGGGAGAUGAUUUGGUAUGGUGAAGAUAGAUCUGAGCACGUCAUCCCUGUAUCAAGCAAAUUUGUUGCUUAA